AAUUAUUUGUCCCUUCCCUUGUUUUCCCAUAUGACUGAAGUGAUCCCUAAUUUCUUGAUUUCGUUUGGUCAUCACUAAGCAGAGCAUCGGCCUCUGCAAUUCAAUCCGAUCUCCCUCCACUCCCAGGUUUUCUGAUGAGAUUUUAUACUCGAUUCAAGUAAAGCUGAAGUGAAAGAAUCCCACAUUUUUUCCGCUCUUUGCCUUGUCUCUGAGUGGUCGAGAAAAAUGGGUCUUCUCAGCAUAAUUCGGAAAAUCAAGCGCAAAGAGAAGGAGAUGCGCAUUCUCAUGGUGGGUCUUGAUAAUUCUGGAAAGACGACGAUAGUGAUGAAGAUCAAUGGUGAAGACACCAGUAUAAUCAGCCCCACACUUGGCUUCAACAUUAAGACCAUCUCUUACCAGAAGUAUACUUUGAAUAUAUGGGAUGUCGGAGGGCAGAAAACGAUAAGGUCGUACUGGAGGAACUAUUUUGAGCAAACUGAUGGAUUGGUUUGGGUGGUGGAUAGUUCAGAUCUCAGAAGACUGAAUGAUUGCAAAUAUGAGUUGGAUAAUCUUCUCAAAGAAGAGAGGCUAUCGGGGGCAUCAUUAUUGAUUUUUGCAAAUAAACAGGACAUACAAGGUUCUUUAUCACCUGGUGAGAUAGCUAAGGUGCUCAACUUGGAAGCCAUGGACAAAAGCCGACACUGGAAAAUUGUGGGAUGUAGUGCAUAUACCGGGGAGGGGCUGCUUGAAGGGUUUGAUUGGUUGGUUCAAGACAUUGCCUCAAGAAUUUACAUGCUUGAUUAGGCUGUUGAUUGAUCAGGAUGAAUUUUUCCUGACAUAUUUGUAGUGCACCCAUCUUAAUACUGAUGAGCAGGCUGCCACGACGAGAGCAUUGAAAUCCCCUAAGAAACUUGCAUAACUGGAAUAGCUUAUGCUUCCACCUAAAUCUUCUCUCUUGUUUGAUAACGUUUGUAGGCCAUUGCAACAGUCUGCUAUUCGGAAAUUGUAGCUGGAUUUGUUUUUGUAAACUUCUGAUACACUUAAAGAUCCUGUGUUCUUAGGCGUUGCGUGCCACAAUUAUCAAGAUUCGAUAUUGCACGUCAGAUGCAUACAGUUCA
Sesamum indicum (sesame) is the source of this 1097-nucleotide messenger RNA. RefSeq names its product ADP-ribosylation factor family protein (gene TTN5). The record is from RefSeq and is a predicted model, not a curated record. Gene Ontology annotation, molecular function: GTP binding; GTPase activity. NCBI's taxonomy places the organism in Eukaryota, Viridiplantae, Streptophyta, Magnoliopsida, Lamiales, Pedaliaceae.